CCCUCGCACAAGCAAAAGCUGCUACCAGGGCGUGUUUCAGUCCAUAUGGCUCCCAGAAUUUGUUGUUCCAAACGUGGCCGGUACCUGUAGCUGAAGGAGGGGUAAAUCCCGGUGGACACAGGAUGUAAGGACCAGCAGCUACACCAGGCGGGUAUAUAUUUGAGGAAGGCGCGUCAAUUUAUUUCUGGCUGGAGGCAGCAACAUCAUAUUUGACACCGCGCCGACUCCCUUUAGAAGAAGCUUCUUCCUCUUCUGCCCGGGCUGAGAAAAUCAGCCUGACGGAGACGCGCCUGUCUGGACUCCAGGGACAGAGGGGCUCCGCGUUUUUUUAAAAUUUUUUUUUAUCACAGGGCCACAACUUGGCCAUAAACGGCGCUAUGCCGUCACCGGAGUUAAGAUGCGGACUCUUGUUGUGAGGGGGAUUCUGUGAACUGGCAGCGCGUUGAAUGUGCGUCUCUCCGUGGUGCCCAUCUCUCCCUCUAACUGUCUCUCUGUCUGUUUGUCUGUCACUCCUUCUCUCUCUGUGCGCGCCGUGCGUGUCCGUGUGUGUCCCUCUACCCAGACAUGACAGGUCAGGUCCUGGGGAAACCGGGCGGCGGGGCUCACAUGGACGACAACGCCGCCAUCCGCAUCAACGUGGGCGGCUUUAAGAAGCGUCUCCAGUCCGACACGCUGUCCCGGUUCCCGGAGACGAGGCUGGCGCGUUUGCUCCACUGCCAGUCCAAAGAGUCCAUACUGGAGCUGUGCGACGACUACGACGACACGGAGAAAGAGUUUUACUUCGACAGGAACCCGGCGCUCUUCCCCUACGUGUUGAAUUUCUACAACACGGGGCGGCUGCACGUCAUGGCCGAGCUGUGCAUCUUCUCUUUCAGCCAGGAGAUCGAGUACUGGGGCAUCAACGAGUUCUUCAUCGACUCCUGCUGCAGCAGCGCCUACCACUGUAGGAAAAUGGACCAGGACCGGGACGACUGGGAGGACAGGAGCGACGAAGGCAGCACCACCUCGUCCUUUGACGAGCUGCUGGAGUUUUACAGCGACGCCACCAAGUUUGACAAGCAGUUGCUCGGGAGCGCACGGAGGCGCGUCUGGUUAAUGCUGGAUAACCCCGGCUACUCUGUGGCCAGCCGCAUCAUCAGCAUCCUCUCCAUCCUGGUGGUGCUCGGCUCCAUCGCCACUAUGUGCAUGAACAGCAUGAGCGAGUUCAGCCUGUUGGACAGCGAGGGGCAACCCACGGAGGACCCCCGGUUCGAGACCGUGGAGCACUUUGGCAUCGGCUGGUUCACUCUGGAGCUGGUCGCCAGGUUCGUGGUGGCGCCGGACCUUCUGCACUUCUUCGAGCACCCGUUAAACGUCAUAGACCUGGUGUCCAUACUUCCGUUUUAUCUGACACUCCUUAUAAACCUGGUGGUGGAGAGCACCCCGGCGCUGGCCAACCUGGGACGCGUUGCGCAAGUGCUGAGGCUGAUGAGGAUAUUCCGCAUCCUGAAGCUGGCCCGUCACUCCACGGGGCUGCGCUCCCUGGGGGCCACCCUCAGGAACAGCUACAAAGAAGUGGGCCUGCUGCUUCUCUACCUGGCCGUCGGGGUGUCGUUUUUCUCCGUCAUGGCCUACACGGUGGAGAAAGAGGACAGCGAGGAUCUCUCCACCAUCCCGGCGUGCUGGUGGUGGGCCACCGUCAGCAUGACCACCGUCGGGUACGGAGAUGUGGUGCCGGUGUCCAUAGCGGGCAAGCUGACCGCGUCAGCCUGCAUCCUGGCCGGCAUCUUAGUAGUGGUGCUUCCGAUAACGCUCAUUUUCAAUAAAUUCUCUCUGUUCUACAAGAGACAAAAGCAGCUGGAGAUCGCAAUGAGGAGCUGCGAUUUCGACGAGGGAAUAAAAGAGGUGCCCUCGGUCAACCUGAGGAACUAUUACGCGCAUAAAGUCAAAUCCCUCAUGGCGAGCUUGUCAAACAUGAGCCGCAGUUCACCCAGUGAACACAGUCUGAAUGAAUCCAUACACUGAACCAGUUUUAACGAGGACUCCCGGUCAGGUUGGAUGACUCUGUUCAGUCAGAGCGGCUGCAUGAGGAGCUGUCCGGAGUGCUGAAACUCUGCCCAAUUUCUUCCAAUGAUGUCUGACCGUUCGCCUCUCUGUAGCUCAGUGCAAUAACAUGUUAACCUAAGUGUCAAUCACAAUGAGAAAGUAAGCAAAUGUACAGGAGAGCCUGGAUAUGAUGAUCUCACUGUGCGCUGGUAUGGCCCCUCACCAAAUAGGCCAACAAGUGGCUGCGUACUAUUAAAAAGGCAGACAAUGCUGUAGUUGUUUACAGUCCUCAGUGGUGUCACACUGUAGCCCCCCCUCCAGCUAUACCUGUCGUGAUCCAGUAUGUCUGAAAGUAACUCCAGCUGUAUCUCUCUUGAAGAAUGUUAAUGUGUAAUUGUUCUGUUGCAACAAGAUUACUUCAGAUGUGUGGUUAAAGCAAACUGUAUUAAACAAACAAACAAAAAAGUA
Messenger RNA from Acanthopagrus latus (yellowfin seabream), 2493 nucleotides. Its product is annotated as potassium voltage-gated channel subfamily S member 2-like. Gene Ontology annotation, biological process: protein homooligomerization; regulation of delayed rectifier potassium channel activity; potassium ion transmembrane transport. The coding region runs from base 565 to 2004 and encodes 479 amino acids. The record is from RefSeq and is a predicted model, not a curated record. Gene Ontology annotation, cellular component: voltage-gated potassium channel complex; membrane. Gene Ontology annotation, molecular function: voltage-gated potassium channel activity; protein binding. Lineage: Eukaryota; Metazoa; Chordata; Actinopteri; Spariformes; Sparidae. The transcript has 2 exons.